CACCUGAUGGCUGGGCGGGUUCCCCUGGGCGCAGACCGGGCAGCAGUGGCAGGCGAGAUGGAAACCACCUUCACUGAGAAUCUCAGAUACGCUGCUGACCUCCUGGGCCAGGAAGACAUGAUUGGACUGGUGGAGCCUAUCAACAACCGCAUCACUGACCCUCGCUACUUUCUGAACACCCCGCACCAAGCUGCUGCCAUCCUGGAAAAGGUGGGACGGCCCAACCUGAAGCUGCAGCUGGACCUCUUCCACUGCCAGAUCAUGGAUGGGAAUUUGUCACGCAACCUGGAGACAUACUUCCCACUCAUCGGUCAUAUCCAGAUUGCACAAGUGCCGGGGCGGCACGAGCCUGACAGCCCUGGGGAGUUGAACUUCCCCUACAUCUUUGAGCUCCUGGAGUCCCUCAGCUAUGCUGGUUACGUAGGGUGCGAGUACGCUCCGAAAGGAGACACUCUGGAAGGUCUGGGCUGGCUGCGCUCAUACUGGGAGAGCCGAGGCCUGCAGCAUGGUGGGACCAGCAAGGCAGCAAAGUAAAACAAGGAAAACACUGGAAUAAAAGUCAA
This is a messenger RNA of Balearica regulorum gibbericeps (East African grey crowned-crane), 563 nucleotides long. NCBI's taxonomy places the organism in Eukaryota, Metazoa, Chordata, Aves, Gruiformes, Gruidae. The record is from RefSeq and is a predicted model, not a curated record.